Molecule: messenger RNA, 814 nt
Organism: Penicilliopsis zonata CBS 506.65
Lineage: Eukaryota; Fungi; Ascomycota; Eurotiomycetes; Eurotiales; Aspergillaceae
Exons: 2
Coding region: 371-814 (147 amino acids)
Source: RefSeq, a predicted model, not a curated record
CCUCUACUCCCCUCGCCUCUCCAACACCGCUUCAACUCGCAGCCUGUCAAACACCCCCUAUUACGACACAUUGCCUAACGGAUACCCUUACCCGCAGCCGCGCCAAGCACCUCCGCCGCCGCCGCCGCCACCACCACCAGCGGCUCCCACGGGCCCCGUUGAGCGCUCGUCAUCGUAUUCCAAGGCCGCCCUCCCACCCCUGCGUCACCUUCAUCAUCCACAGCAGCAGCAGCAGCAGCAGCAGCAACAGCAGCAGCAGCAGCAACAGCAGCAGCAAGAACAACAACAACAACAACAACAACAACAACAACAGCAACAGCAACAACAGCAUCAUCACCACCGCCUAUCCGACCCCAACGCUUACCAGUCAAUGACACCCUCCACCCCAGUCCGCGCACAGACCCCGACGUACUCAACGACGACGUACUCCAACCCGGCUCCCUCGUUGCCGCCCAUAACUACUAUGGAUUACGCGCCUAGCCUGCCGCAGCAGCCGUUGCGCUGCGCGUCACCUGGCUCCUCCGCCUUCGACACCACCACAUCCGCCAAGCGCUUGUACUAUGAGACGGAACACACCCUGUCCAAACGCACGCACGAGGAUUCGUUUGGCCCGGAGUCACAGCGCUCGCUACAGAACGGUGCCCGACCAGACUCGGACAGCUACCCGUCCCGUGAGAUGUUGGAAGCGAUCCGCCUUGCUGCACGGCGUGACCCCAAGGCCGAUAUGGAGUACAAGCGGGCCAACGGUCGCACGGCGAUGCGGGCGCCGCCCACGCUCGAGGAGGCUAACAAAGCUCGCGCCAGGGCUCGCUGA